AGUCUGCUGCCUCCAGUAGUCAACAAACCGCGCAGCGUAAAAAGAAACGAAAACAACACCAUGUGCAGCGAUAAUUCGCUUUAAUUCUGCGCAGUUUUUAACAAUUCCAUCCGUCUUCAGUUCAGCAAACGCAUAAAAUCAAUGUCACACAACACCUUGCCAGAAUCCAGCUCACCACCAAAGAUGUCGCACUACCAAGUGCUGGAUGUUGCGCCCGAUGCUACACUGGAGGAAAUCCGUCGCUCGUAUCAAUCGUUGGCUCUUCGAUUGCAUCCGGACAAAGUGAGAUCGGAACCGAUUGCCCAGGGACAAAACGAACAGCUGACGACAGAUCAAUUCAUAAGAAUCGACGAAGCCUGGAAGGUGCUGAGAGACGAGGAAGCCCGACGGGUGUACGAUGCCGAGCUGAUGCAGCGGACGUGUCGGGAGGAGUAUUUCGUAAAUGAGGUCCUACGGAGGACGGAUUUUAGGCACGACCCGGAUGAGGAUUUCUACUAUCAUACGUGUCGUUGUGGUGGAUUGUAUGUGCUGCCCGAACAGAUGGACGGAGAUGAGAGUUGUUACAUUUCCUGUGAUGAAUGUUCGCUAGUUGUGCAAGUGGACCAAAAAUAAUGGAAUUGUUAUUUGCAAUAGUCUC
Molecule: messenger RNA, 637 nt
Organism: Aedes albopictus (Asian tiger mosquito)
Lineage: Eukaryota; Metazoa; Arthropoda; Insecta; Diptera; Culicidae
Product: dnaJ homolog subfamily C member 24
Exons: 3
Coding region: 142-612 (156 amino acids)
Biological process (GO): positive regulation of ATP-dependent activity
Molecular function (GO): ATPase activator activity; ferrous iron binding
Source: RefSeq, a predicted model, not a curated record